UUUUAGCUUUUAAUAUUUGAACCUCUAUUCUCCCUCUACGGGUCUUUAAUCUUUGUCUUUUGCUUUACAAGUUCAAGUUAUUUAUUUCGUUUAAGCAUACUUUCUUGAUACUGUUUUUUUGUUAAAUUAUCUAAAAUACUGUAAAAUGUCUGUAUACGUUACUAAAUUAACGUCUUCUAGUAGCGACAGCGAAGAUUCAGCCGAUCGCAACCCACUAGAAGCAAAAAAAUCCAAAAUGGGUUCAAGAACUGACAUCAAAGAACCAACAUGGAAGCUCCAAAAAAAUAAACUAGUCAGAAUUCGGAAAUUUAAAGGAAAAGUAUUUGUAGACAUAAGAAAAUUUUAUGAAAGAGAUGGUCAAAUGUUUGCCGGCCUAAAGGGAAUUUCUAUUUCACAAGCCGUGUGGGCAAAAUUACUCGAAUUAGGAGAAGAUAUAAAUGAAACUCUAAAUUCAAUGUGCAUUUAAUCUGAAACUUUACCUGAAAAAUGUUAAAACUUAAAUUUUUAUAUAUAGGUAAUAUAUAACUUUUCUGUUAACAA
This is a messenger RNA of Bicyclus anynana (squinting bush brown), 540 nucleotides long. RefSeq names its product RNA polymerase II transcriptional coactivator-like. The record is from RefSeq and is a predicted model, not a curated record. Gene Ontology annotation, cellular component: nucleus; transcription regulator complex. Gene Ontology annotation, molecular function: DNA binding; transcription coactivator activity. Bases 146 to 466 code for a protein of 106 amino acids. The transcript is spliced from 2 exons. Lineage: Eukaryota; Metazoa; Arthropoda; Insecta; Lepidoptera; Nymphalidae. Gene Ontology annotation, biological process: positive regulation of transcription initiation by RNA polymerase II.